AUGCAAGAUGGUACGCAAGAGGCAGGUGCGUAUUUUCAAAGUGAUGAUAUUUGUGUCAGUGUCGAUGGAACGUGGCUCACUCAGGGUUUGAGCAGUUUGCAUGGUAUAGGUACAUUGUGCAGCACUACGGAUCCGCCAAAAGUCUUGGAUCACCAGCUGUUGAGUCAAUAUUGUUCGGAAUAUGCCGGAUUAGUAGGCGUAAAGAUAUCGGAUGGAGAAUUGUAUGACAAGCUAUUGACCGAGCACUGCACAGACGGUGGUGCUGAGUUAAUUGCGGAGGCACUAAAAAUAAACAGAUCGCUCACAUGGCUGCAUAUGGAAAGCCCGGAUAUAACAGACAAAGGUGCAUUUGCACUGGCACGGGCAAUUACAGUACGUCGAAGAAGAUUUGGCUAUUUUCAUCUUAAUACUAAUUGUGCAAUAUCAGAUAAAGGAAAAGAUGCAAUCGCAACUGCAUUAUGUUUAAAAGCAAUACAGAACUUAUAA
Molecule: messenger RNA, 486 nt
Organism: Didymodactylos carnosus
Lineage: Eukaryota; Metazoa; Rotifera; Eurotatoria; Philodinida; Philodinidae
Source: the annotation of a GenBank genome assembly